CCAUCAAUCAUCCAAGAUUUGCUCCCGUACUCCAUGUAGGAGUCCCGUUUCCCUUAGCGAUCGGUAGCCGCACGGGGUUGUGGGUGGUGACGAUGGAGUGCCCACCACCUGUUCGACGGGAGGACGGCGAAACAGAUUGGGCGGAGGCGGCGAGGAAAUACCUCGAUGUGGUCUCCUCCGGCGACGAGGGAGCGGCGGUGAGGGCCACGCUCGAGGUCAAGCGGCUGGCCGGCCACGCUACGGAUUCUGCCGUGCGGCUCGCGGUCCGGGCGCUUGUCGGCCUCCUCGCCCGGUCGCCGCCGCCUCGUCUGCAGGCGGCAGCGUCGCAGGCCCUGUGCUCCGUCGUUCGCAUCGACGGUGGCAGGUUCGCGGCCGAAGCUGUUGAUGCGGGCUUCUUCCCCGUGGCGCAGAGGCUGCUCCCGGAGUCCGAGGAGGUGCCCCAGAGGAUGCUGCUGAGGUGCCUCAGCUGCAUCCUGACCUUACACGCAACUAGCCGUGUGGUAUUUGGGAGGGGCGGUGGCGCAGAGGUUAUCUUGGACCUACUUCCGGGCUGCUCUGGGGCAACGAAGCGGCGCUUGGUGGAAAUUUUGAGCGUGUUAGCAUUGAUGAAAGAAGUCCGGCAUCUGCUCCUAACUGAUGGAAAGGUCAAAUACCUCGUUGCAGCCAUUUCGUUUGGUAACUUGGCGUCAAGGACCAGAGCAGCUCAGGCUGCUGGCCUGCUUGGUGCAUCAACUAUCGGCCGAUCUUUGCUGGUUGAGAUGGGUGCGCCGCUGGCGCUAGUUGGCCUGAUGAGGAAUGGUGAUUCCUCAGCAAAACUUGUUGCUGCUAAUGCGCUUGGUAUAGUCUCGUCAAUUGGACCCCAUCUCCAAUUGAUUCAUGAGUCUGGCGCUAUACCUUUAUAUGCUGAGCUGCUAAAAGAAAGCCAUCCACUUGCGAAAGUUAUUGUGGAAGAUGUAUUCUGCAAUUUAAUUUCAAUCAGGGACAAUGCUGGAGUGGUUCUGGAGAAUCUGGCUGGAAUCCUGAGGGGUGAAGAUGACCCUGCAAUAAGUGCUGCUGUCGAUGUUUUGUUGGCUCUUGCUGAAUAUAAGAGCAUCAUUCCUUUCCUUAAAAGUUCUGGAGUAAUGCCUGUUCUUGUGGAUCUUCUGCGGAACAGGAAUCAUGAUGUUAUUGAGAAAGUUACAGGGGCUGUUGCACAGUUAAGCUAUGAGGAGUAUAUCAGGGAAGGUUUGAUGGAAGACGGUGCUAUUCCUGUUCUUUUAGACUUGCUCAACGGCCGUUUAGGGGACUUGACGGAGUCUGCAGCAGCAGAAGCUUUGAUUAAUUUCUCUGAAGAUCCAUCAUGUCAAGAGUAUGCACCAAUGCUGCAAAGGGUACCAGAACUUUCGGCAUUUCGAGAUCACUUGUUUCAUUUCCGCACUUCUCAAGGCCACUUGAUUCAAUCAGUGAGAAGAAGAAUAGAGCAGCGUUUGAACCCACAAUAAGAAUUUUCAUGACCUAUGGUAUGUAUGUCUUUGUAGUCUUUUGAGUAUCUAUGAUACACACAUUCUUUUAUGUGAUAGUAUUCUUGAUUAAGUUUGAUGCCUAUUCUGACUUCUGGUGCAAGUGGUCUUCAUGGAAUUUGAUUUUAUUGUAUAUUUACAUGACCCAAGCUCAAGAUUGGACUUUGGCAGCCUACAUGAACUAGAGAGACUGCAGUAUUUAUGCAAGAAACUUAACAAAUAUGUUUGUAAUC
Molecule: messenger RNA, 1732 nt
Organism: Panicum hallii
Lineage: Eukaryota; Viridiplantae; Streptophyta; Magnoliopsida; Poales; Poaceae
Exons: 1
Coding region: 93-1481 (462 amino acids)
Molecular function (GO): protein binding
Source: RefSeq, a predicted model, not a curated record